GCACCAUUUUAACAUCUAGCUUGGGACCCCUCUCUUUCUUUCGGGGACACAUUGACUCAAGCAAAGGGCAAGAGGCGAGUCCCUCUCUCUCUCUCUCUCUCUCUCUCUCCCAACGAAGAACCCUUCGAAACCCUAACCUAAUUAAUGCAGGAGUUUGCUCUGAUUCGAUCGACCUGUUAGGGUUUUGGAUUGAUUACAUUUGGGUCGAUUUCUAUCUUCGUUGCUUGAUUUGCGGUAGAAAAUUUUUGGUCUGAUCUUGACUGCAUGUUGAAUGCAUUGUUCAGAUUAGUUCUUGGUCUCUGGGAAGUGCUCAGUCAUCGACUUUGAUGGAUCAGUAUGAGAAGGUAGAGAAGAUCGGCGAAGGGACGUAUGGCGUGGUGUAUAAGGCUCGCGAUCGUGUCACGAAUGAGAUGAUAGCGUUGAAGAAGAUCCGGCUCGAGCAAGAGGACGAGGGAGUCCCUAGCACUGCCAUUAGGGAGAUAUCCCUCUUGAAGGAAAUGCGACAUGGUAACAUUGUCAGAUUGCAAGAUGUUGUGCACUGUGAAAAGCGGAUUUAUUUAGUUUUUGAGUAUCUUGACCUGGAUUUGAAGAAGCACAUGGAUACUUGCCCAGAUCUUGCUAAAGAUCCACGAUUAGUAAAAAAGUUUCUUUACCAGAUUCUUCGAGGCAUUGCGUACUGCCAUUCCCACAGGGUUCUUCACAGAGACUUGAAACCACAGAAUUUACUGAUAGAUCGACGCACUAAUGCCCUUAAGCUUGCGGACUUUGGUCUAGCUAGGGCAUUUGGUAUUCCAGUCCGCACAUUCACUCAUGAGGUGGUGACUCUAUGGUACAGGGCACCGGAAAUUCUCUUAGGAGCCAGACAAUAUUCAACUCCUGUUGAUGUGUGGUCUGUUGGUUGCAUUUUUGCUGAAAUGGUAAAUCAACGACCAUUAUUCCCUGGUGAUUCUGAAAUUGAUGAACUGUUCAGGAUUUUCAGAGUAUUGGGUACUCCGAACGAAGAAAUUUGGCCAGGGGUUUCUUCAUUGCCUGACUUCAAGUCUGCUUUUCCAAAGUGGCCACCGAAGGAUCUGGCGACAGCAGUCCCCAAACUUGAGCCUAUAGGAGUCGAUCUUCUCUCUAAAAUGCUAUGCCUAGAUCCGAGCAGAAGAAUCACUGCUCGCCAUGCUCUUGAGCACGAUUACUUCAAGGAUCUCGCUAUGGCUCCUUAAAGGUGCUCAUUUUUGGUACCCUAUAUAUAGAUAUAUAUUGUUUUGGACAGUAUGUGAUCUAAAGAGGUCUGUUUAGAUUGUGCUGUUGUUUUGUAAAGAACUGAAUGCUCAAGCACUAAACCUAGGGUUUAGUUCUAUUUGAAUAGCAGGAGAAUUAGAGAUUACCCAGUAUUCCAGACAGUAGAUUAGAGAAUCUUAUGGUAAAUUGUUAUGACACCGAUCCUUGAUCAAUCUUUUGAUGAAUUAUGUUUCAAAAUAUAGAAUCGGCAUGCGCUUGAAUAUAUUCCUUCCA
Messenger RNA from Ananas comosus (pineapple), 1503 nucleotides. RefSeq names its product cell division control protein 2 homolog. Gene Ontology annotation, biological process: signal transduction; protein phosphorylation; regulation of meiotic cell cycle. The coding region runs from base 327 to 1211 and encodes 294 amino acids. The record is from RefSeq and is a predicted model, not a curated record. Gene Ontology annotation, cellular component: cyclin-dependent protein kinase holoenzyme complex; nucleus; cytoplasm. The transcript has 9 exons. Gene Ontology annotation, molecular function: cyclin-dependent protein serine/threonine kinase activity; cyclin binding; ATP binding. NCBI's taxonomy places the organism in Eukaryota, Viridiplantae, Streptophyta, Magnoliopsida, Poales, Bromeliaceae.